This is a messenger RNA of Mercenaria mercenaria, 2806 nucleotides long. RefSeq lists its product as uncharacterized. Gene Ontology annotation, biological process: proteolysis. The coding region runs from base 115 to 1032 and encodes 305 amino acids. The transcript has 2 exons. Gene Ontology annotation, molecular function: cysteine-type endopeptidase activity. The record is from RefSeq and is a predicted model, not a curated record. NCBI's taxonomy places the organism in Eukaryota, Metazoa, Mollusca, Bivalvia, Venerida, Veneridae.
UAUAAUCUGUUGCAAUACUACGACGGCGUGAAAAUACUAUUCGUUUUCAACAUAGCCAGGAUUUAAAAUCGAAAGCGGAAGUAAAAAAGAUUCACAGCAAGCAGGUAAUUUAAAAUGGAGUCGUCAGUAUUCACCUACGAUGAAAUCCAUUCAAAAGAUUAUAGAUGGAGGGAUAUGACGGGAAAGAUACUUUUUACAAUAUUCUCUCAGACGUUUCCACUUGGAAAUGCCGACAAUAGCAGUGUUUGGAAGAUCACUGAAGAAGAUGACGAGUACGGCAAUCUUGAUGUAGAUGUCAAAGCACUUAGGCAACUGACCGAUGAGAAUCAGAAGAGAUUUCGUGUGCCCGUUGACUUUGUAUAUAAACCGUUACUGUCAUUUGACGAAGUAAAAGCUUACCUAGAAACACUUGACAAGGAAGGGGAAGAAGCAAGGGAAGGGGAAGAAACAAGGAAAGGGGAAAAGUAUGAUUGUUUCUUUUUUGUGUUUUUGACAUAUAGUACGCCGGAAUACGCUAAUACCUUUAACGAAGAGAAGCUACAUUUUAAUGACAGAACUUUAGAGAAAGGAAUUGUGCCUCAAGCGAAGAUUUUGGAUGAGAUUAAGAAACUAAAGGUUGUCGUGGGAAAACCUAAGAUCUUCCUUAUUCAAGCGGAUGACCUUGGUUUGCUUGGUGAGAAACAGUACAUUAAGGGCCCGACAUUUGUACCAGAAACUGUGAUAAUGAAAAUACCCCAAGAUGCUGAUCGCCUCAUUAUCAAGUCAACCAUUCCCCAGAUCAUUGCUAACUUGGACGAGACUGGAUUUCUCAGAGCUGCUACGAAACGACCUUCGUUUCUCAUUCAAGCAUUUAUCGAAACACUGCUUGAAAAUAACAACCGUAAGCUAUCCGAAAGAGAAGAUCUUUUCACACUUUCUACUUGCAUCAAUGGAAAGAUAGCUCGUAUGGUAAAGGAAUCAAAGCACCGUAGGUCUGGUGAUAUGUACGUCCCUUUGGUCACAUCUACACUCACAAAGUCACUCUAUCUGUGAAUGAAAUGAUUUCAAGUUGACGUUGAUAAGUUGUAUUUUCGGACAGCAUAGACUUAGUUACCCAUUGAUAGAUAUACAAUGCAGCUGAUAAAAUGUUACUAAAAAUAUUCUAAAAUUUAAGGCGCUUCUAUAUAUACUAACAACUGUUUGUGGAUAUUCAUUUGUAAAUAAGACUCCGUCUGGUUGAAACUGUGUCAGUCAUCAGGAGCCCAUGAUGAUGUUUGGGCAAAACGCUGUAUGUUUUUUGUACGCCCGUUAAGGAAUAAUGGAUAUAUAAUGUGGUGGCACGUGCGUCUGUCCGUUUGUCUGUCCGUCUAAGUUCGUGUCUGAAGCAUAACUUAAAACCCAUUUAAGAUAUUGAUUUUAAAGUAGUUGCCGUUGAGACAAUGUGCCGAGCGCAAAAAUCGCGCCGGUAUGUUAAAGGUUAAGGUCACAAGUUGAGCUCAAAUGUCGAAUCUUGAUGAUUCUUUGGAAGCAUAGAGCGCAACUAACCAAAAUAAUAGCAGACUUGGUUUGAUUAAGGUGUGUUCAUGAGAGAUAAUGGAAUUUGCAACACUGCUCAUGCCCCCUUCCCCCUCCCCCCACCCAGCACCGGCUUAGCGGAAUUGUAUUUAAGUAAACUUGAAUGUACACUACAAUCUCAAAGAUAAGAAAAUAUAACCACACUUAAUUCAUAUUUUGUAUUUUGAGCAUAACUUAUAACCCGUUCAACGUUCAAGGUAUUGACUUCUGACUGGGAAUAUAAGUAGGUGGCAAUGAAACCAUGUGCAGAUCGGUAGGUCAAAUGUUAAUGUAGUCAGAUCUAACUGUCAUAUUUCAUGGUCCGUACUCGACCUCCUUUAAUCUAAAACUUUUGACGUAUAUUGCACCGCUUUGCGGAGAUCUUGUUUGAUUAUAAUUUGACUUUGUUAUGGCUUUCACUAGUUUUAAUUUUUAGUUUAUUCUAAAAAUAUAUUUCAGUAUUACGUACGGUAAAACCGUCAUGUUAUUGUACCCCCCGACAACAAAGUUGUAAGGGGGGUAUACUGGUUUCAGGUUGUCUGUCUGUCUGUCUGUCCGUCCGUCCGUAGACACAAUCUUGUGCGCACCAUCUCUCCUCAUCCCCUUGACACAAUUUAAUGAAACUUCACACAAGUGAUCAGUAACAACAGUAGUUGUGCAUGGGGCAUGUUAGGUUCUUUCAGAAAAUUUUUUUGCAGAGUUACGGGACUUUGUUUUUUGUAACUAUACUAUAUACAUAGACACAAUCUUGUGUGCACCAUCUCUCCUCAUCCCCGUGACACAAUUUAAUGAAACUUCACACAAGUGAUCAGUAACAACAGUAGUUGUGCAUGGGGCUUGUAAGUUCUUUCAACGACAAAAAUUGCAGAGUUAUGGGACUUUGUUUCUUGUUAACAUACUAUGUACAUACAGUCUGCAUAUGCAAUCUUGCGCGCGCCUAAUCUUCCGAACCCUUGCACACAAUUUAAUGAAACUUCACACAAGUGAUCAGUACCAACCCUAGUUGUGCAUGGUGCAUGUUACGUUCUUUUAGAUAAAUAUUCUGCAUAGUUAUGGGACUUUGUUUUUUGUUACUAUACUGUAUACAUACAGUCUAUAUACAUACAGUCCACAUAAUUAUGCAAUCUUGUGUGCGUCAAAUUGUAAUGUACUGUGUCAGUGCAUGCGGUGGUACAUUCAUCACCUUUAGUGAUAGCUCUAGUUUUUUCAUUGGACCUAAAUGUCAGACGUACAGUUAUAAUAAUUAUAUUAUAAUAAUAAGAAAUUUGUAUUU